This is a messenger RNA of Oryza sativa Japonica Group (Japanese rice), 972 nucleotides long. Lineage: Eukaryota; Viridiplantae; Streptophyta; Magnoliopsida; Poales; Poaceae. The record is from RefSeq and is a predicted model, not a curated record.
AUGGCACAUGUGCUCAUUUCACAGCUGUCCUGUGGAGACUUAAACACAAGGAUCCUUGCAAGAGUUUCUAGGUUAUGGGAUUUCUGCGAUCUCAACGGCAGUGGCAAUAUUUUCCACACUGAUCUUGUGCUGCUCGAUCAGAUGGGAAACAGCAUUCACGCUCAGAUUUAUCCACCUGCAAUUGACAGCCUGAGGCCUUUGCUUAAGGAACAAAAGGUUUACUAUAUUGACUCCUUUACUGUGAGGUAUGCGAAUAGGACAUACAGGCCAGUCGACAAUAGCCUAAUGAUUGUGUUCAGUAAAUGGACAACAUUUGAAGAAUACAUUGAGCCCGCUGCUGAUUUCCCUGGCAUAACUUUUUCAUUGACACCAUUCAGUGAUAUCCCCAAUUUAGUGGACAAGACCAUCUUCUAUGUUGAUGUCAUGGGUGUCAUCACUGAGGUUGGUUCGCCAACCGUUGUGCGGCCGAAGUCAAGGAAUGCUGAUAGCUUAAAAAGAACAAUACAGAUAUGUGAUGCAAGCAAUUCAACAAUGCCUGUUACACUCUGGGGAGAAAGGGCUGAUGCUUUUGACGCUAAUAGUGUAUACAAUGCUGGCCAAACUCAGGCCCAAGUUAUUGUCUUUGUUGGGACACUUGUCAAAGAUUACACAGGAUUAGGUCUUACAGUGACUGGUAGUUCGCCGUGCAAAUGGUAUCUAAACCUUGAUAUUCCUGAAGUGCUAGAACUCAAAGAGAGCUUCAGUGCAAACUUUCGUCCAGUCAGCUGGGUUGAUAACCCAGCAACAGGUUACAACCAGGACACUGCAGAGGAAAAAACUAUUCAAGAAAUACUUGCCCUCAAUCCUCACAAAAACAGGAGUACACGUUUCAUUGUCAAUGUCACUGUUAGGAGGAUAUGCAGCGAAAAUUCCUGGGAAAAACCUGCGCUCCUACAUCCAAGUGCUAAGAAGCUCUUCAAGGAUGCUCCUUAG